This is a messenger RNA of Xyrauchen texanus (razorback sucker), 2434 nucleotides long. RefSeq names its product leucine rich melanocyte differentiation associated (gene lrmda). Lineage: Eukaryota; Metazoa; Chordata; Actinopteri; Cypriniformes; Catostomidae. The record is from RefSeq and is a predicted model, not a curated record. Gene Ontology annotation, molecular function: protein binding. Gene Ontology annotation, biological process: melanocyte differentiation. The transcript has 7 exons. Bases 168 to 872 code for a protein of 234 amino acids.
UGCGGAAGAAGUAAAUUAGACACGUUAAGUUCACACGGAGUCUAGUUUAAAAGUACAUUAAAAAAACAUAAAGCAAACAUUUCAGUCCUAGGAGCAGAACAAACUGGGGAUUUGUGGUUGUCGCCCUUCAUUGCUUGAUUUUUUUUGCGGACUGUCAUUCGGCUGCAAUGGCAUACAACGAGUCAAUGGCUGUAGUGAAUGGAAGUCAGGUUUCCUGCAUUGGACAUGAUUGGGAAGAUAUUCCAGAUUUUCUCGGAGGGAAAUAUGGAGAAUUGGCAAGAAGAUUAGAUCUCAGCUUCAAUUGUUUAAGGUCACUGGCAGGCCUGAAAGCGUUCACCCAACUGGAAGAGCUGAUUGUGGACAACAAUCUUCUCGGAAAUGACCUCCGGUUGCCUGGGUUACCGCAGCUCCAUACCCUGACUCUCAAUAAGAACCAAAUCACCGACAUCGAGGGUUUGCUGGAGCAUUUGGUGGAAGUGACGCCAGCCCUGGAAUACCUGAGCCUUCUGGGAAAUGAGGCUUGCCCCAACCAGCUGGUCAGCAUGGAUAAAGACGAGGACGAUUACCAGAGAUACAGGUACUUUGUACUACAUAAGCUGACAAAUCUGAAGUUUCUGGACACCAGAAGAGUGACCCAGUCGGAGCGGUUAGAGGCUGAAGCACGUGGAGCUUUCAUGAAGGUGGUCAAGCCGAAAAAUGACCAAGAUGGCGGCAGUGAUCCGAAGUGUGAAUCCACCAGCACACUGUACACCCCUCUACCACGGGGAUCCAGAGAUGCCAGAAACCACAAAGGGGUUUUCACCAAGUGCCGUUAUGUCUACUACGGCAAGCACUCAGAGGGCAAUCGAUUCAUCCGCAAUGACCAGCUCUGACUGACAGACGGGUCAAUGGACAGACACACGUGGGGGCUUUAAAAAGAUAUCCGCUGCAUAUUAUUAUAAAUAUACAUGUUGCCACAUUUUAAGUAGCCAAACACAGCCCUCUAGUGCCGUCUGCUGAGUGUACCUUCCCUGCCACCUCCCAUCUCUCUCGCUCCGUCUGAGUGCUGCCAUCCACAUUGACAUGAUUGCCUUUAAGCAGCCCCGCUAUUCCGCGGUGACAGACACACACCAAGUGCUCGUCCUGACAGCUGCCGCUCCAUGAUGGAUUGCCUGGUCCAACUGCUGCUCUCCCUGGGUCAAAGGUCCCACCUGAGGCUGCAGUCUGCCCACAUGGAGGCACAGGAUGAGCUCCUUUCAAAGUCAAAGCUAAAGUUAAAGAGAAACAUUGGGAGAAACUGUGGCUUUUGCUUUAGUUUUACACUUUAUCCAUUGUUAAAAGAUAAUCUUAAUACUUUACUGGCCCCAAAAAGUAUUUGGACACUUAUAAAUGAAUUUGCAUUGCAUUAUAAAUUAUAAUUGUAUUUAAAAAUAUAAUUGGAGCCUUUGCAUUAUAUAGCCAAAUAUCUCAACCAGGUGGCAAAUAUUUGAAUGAAAUAUAGCACAAACACUCUUUUUUUAAGCAAACCAUUUGUCAAAAAAAGGUUUUGAUAAUAAAACAAUAUAGAUAUUGUUUCAAAUUGAUAUUUUGAUAAAUAAUCAAUAAAACAUAAUUUGAUAAUUAUUUAUACUUUUCUUUUGCUUUGCCAAACUUAAUGGAACAUAUGCAUAAUGUGAUGAACUACACCUGGGUUACUCUGCUAGGACACCUGUGUGAACUUGAGGGGAACACAUCCACUCAAAAUAAGCUGGAGAACAGUUUGUCAUAUUUAUUUGUAAACAUGUCUAGAAAAAAUUUCGAUACAGAUGUUAGAAGAGGAAAAAGUUAGAAAAGGGUUGAAGUUAGAUUUUUUUUUUAUCUCAUCUGAUAAAAAAUUAUACCAUUUUAAAUGUAAGUUAAUUUUGUUCUUUUAUUUUACAGGCAUGCUUAAACGAUUAGAAUCUCUAUUGACUGUUUUCAGUGAUUGUUUUCCGAAAUGUAGCUGAGAGGCACUUCCAGGCUCUGUGCCAUGUGUGCUGUAUGUUUGCAUGUGUGUGAGGUGCAUGUCGUGUGUGAAGUUUGUGUGUUGCGGGGGCAGUUGUUGCUGUGCAGGAGCCUGGAGGAGCUGUGAAAGAGAGAGGUAAUGAGCUUUGCUUUAUUUCAUUCUUUCUCUGGAAGAAGAGAGCACAGAAAGACAGCAGCUAUGCCAGUGGAAUGGAGGAGGACGACGACGUGUGUAGUGUUUGUAUCGGGAGAGUCAACAACUUUCUCCUCUCUUUUUGAUUGUUUCCUCGUGAUUUUGGACCUCUUUUUUUUUUUUCAGAAAACAUAUAUACAAACAGGGUUUACAAAAGUGCAUGUAAUAAACAGUGUAUUAUAUACUGGAAUUAUUGUAUAUGUAGUAUUGCAUUCUAAUUGAUCAUGAAACAUUGAUUCUGUUGUUGAUUAAAUGUCUUAAUGAAGCAUUAAAGUGAUU